Messenger RNA from Thalassophryne amazonica, 3612 nucleotides. It is a transcript of the gene znf618, whose product is annotated as zinc finger protein 618. Gene Ontology annotation, molecular function: protein dimerization activity. The transcript has 15 exons. Bases 445 to 3354 code for a protein of 969 amino acids. NCBI's taxonomy places the organism in Eukaryota, Metazoa, Chordata, Actinopteri, Batrachoidiformes, Batrachoididae. The record is from RefSeq and is a predicted model, not a curated record.
UUUUUCGAUGCUUCUUCCCAGACUUUUUUUUCCUCCUUUUUUGUGCGGUUUUCUUUUUCUUUUUUUUUCCCCUUUUUUCGCUCAGGCCGCUGUAAUUUCUGAAUCUGUCCUACUUGUAUAUGGCGGAUGAAAUUUUCCACUGGAGGAAUCGCACCGCAAAGCCGCUGAGCACGGCGCAAAUGUGGAUCUGUUAGCACCAACCUGAUCUAAAAAAAAAAAAAAAAAAAUUACGCCAUUACUCUUUAAGUAAAAUGUAACGUAGCGAACCUCGGAGGAGGAAAAACGGGAUCCCGGAGGAAAAAAUUGGAAUUUCUCAUAACUAAUUCACAAUUUUUUUUUUUCUGGAGGAAGCGGUUGUGUUCAGUCUCCUCGGUCAGGAGGAAGAAUUCUGGAGCGGGAGCCGCAUCGUUUUUGGAGAAGCACAGACUCUGAGGAGGUGGAGUAAUGAGUGCACAAGAAGCCCCCAAUCCUGGGCAAGAGCAGGCGGAUGCUGGAAAUGCAGCCACAGAAGGCCCCUCACCCACUUUACCCUCAGCCACCAAGAGUACAUCCUCAACGACCAGUCCACCACCUGUUACAGUAAAGAAAGAGCCUGGCACCUCAGAGACGAGUAAUGGGAAAGUUGGGGACACCAACCCUGCUGAGAUCUGUGUUGUCAUUGGAGGCAAUGAUAGCAGAGGAAGUGGCAGUGGUUCCUGUAGACCUGAGACUGAGGGGAUUUUUGCUCUUGGCACACCUCCUCCAACAAAAAGCACAGACUCAUGCAUAGGUUCAUAUGUAUGCGGCAUAUGUGGGAAGAAGUACAAGUAUUACAACUGCUUUCAGACACACGUUAGGGCACACAGAGAAUCAGAGAGCAUGGUUGUAGAUGGCAUACCCCAACCACCCAACAGUAGCUUCCGUUACUCCUGUGAUAUUUGUGGCAAGAAGUAUAAAUACUACAGCUGCUUCCAGGAGCACCGUGACCUGCAUGCAGUUGAUGAUCCAUAUGAACAGGUUGUGUUACCUGUGGAUGGCCUUAAAGAAGAGGAGCCAGUUGAGCCCUAUCACAAAAUUGGACCAAAAACUGGGAGCUAUGUCUGUGAAUUCUGCGGGAAGCAGUAUAAGUAUUUCAACCCCUACCAGGAGCAUGUUGCUCUUCAUGCACCGAUUGGUCGCACCUUUGAUUUGAAAGCACCACGUAUACAAGAGUGUGGGAGUAUGGAGAUGAGUAAAUACGGCCACAGUCAAACUGGGAAGAUGAAAGACAGUCCAUUCAAUCGGAAAGUGGAGAGUGCAGUGCAGUCCAGUCUGGUUGACACAAACAGCUCGCAAAAUUCAAGCGGAACACCGAGCCCUCUGGUGGCGAGCUCCUUCACUACAUCACAGAAGCCCUACACUUGUGGUACCUGUGGAAUCCAGUUCCAAUUUUACAACAACCUGCUUGAGCACAUGCAGUCCCAUGCUGUCAAAAUAAAGUUUGAAAAGAAGGAUGGCAAGCUUAUAUAUUUUAUGGCAGACACAGAGAGGCUAACGGACAAUGAGAACCACACCAAAGGGGACUCUCCAAAAACUCCUUCAGCCCCUGGUCCUCAGGACCAGUUGUGGAGGGCUUCCCAGACACAAGGCCAGACCCAGACCCAGAUCCAGGCUCAGACACACUCCUCAGUGAAACUCCAAGUACAAGUCCACCCUCAGACUCACCUUCAGAGAAAUCACAGUAUCAGUCAGAAUAAUGGUCUACCUGAGAAAGAGCGGCAGCAAGUGGCAGAGCGGCUCCUGCGUGUAAUGUGUUCAGAUUUGAACAUGGUCAAUGUGCUCAACAGCAAGGACUUUCUAAAGCUGGCCCAGACACUGGUGGAUACGGGUGCUCGUCAUGGUGCAUAUUCCACCCGUGAUGCCCUUGGCAACAUGAGUGCCUUGGCACUGCGUCAGCUGCCCCGCAUGUACAACCAAGUUAAAGUCAAGGUCACGUGUGCACUCGGCUCCAAUGCUUCACUUGGUAUUGCUGUCACCUGCCAUUCCCAGACUUCUGGUCCAGAUGCUUGUUAUGUUCUAACAGCCUACCAGGUGGAGGGGUCAAGACUGAAGCGAUACGUGCUAGGUGUGAGGGAGGCUGAACUGAGGGAGGGUCCUGAGCAGGUUCAUCACUGGGUGCAGAAUGUGCUGUCAGAGUUUGUGAUGUCAGACAUUCGCACUGUGUAUGUUUCUGAGCCCAGGGUGUGGGCAUCAGGAUUUGGGGGAUCCCCACUUGGAGGUGGUGGGCGGGGCAGGAUAUGCUUGCGUUGUGCUGGGUGUUCUCUUGGUUCAGUAGUCCAGGCUGUCCUUGGGAAGCGUAGCCUCCAAGCACGAGGGCUUCAUGAGCUGGCUGAGCUCUUGUCAACGUGCCGAGAUAUCGCUUCCUCCACCACCCUGGCUCUUCGUGAGGAACAAAGUACUAACACAUCCACAAGCACCACCGAUGAUGGUUCACAAGGGAACCUUGCGCAGUGCCCCACCCCUCCUUGUUGGGAUCGUAUGGCUGAAGCUCUUUUGCAGGUCCAUGCCCAUUUUGAACAGAUCUGUGAGGCUUACGGACGCAGUAAGUCCACAGCUCCACUCCUCCAAGGUCUCAACAAGCACUUGUUGGGCACUCUGGCUUGUCUGUUGGCACCAUUGCGCCUGGCAGCUCUGGAGCUCAGCAGCCAGAGGAGACCGACCCUCCAGCAGGUGUUACCUGUCUACCUACGCUUGGAGAAGUUUUUCACAUCUAAAGCUGGAGAGGCUGGAACUGGUACCGCUAGCAAACUCUGCCACUACUUCCUAGAAGCCCUCAAAGAAAACUUUAAGGUUGAGCGAGCGCAUCAAGUAGCCAUGGUUCUUGACCCACAGUUGAAGCUACGUUCAGUGGCAGCCUACCAGCAUGAGGACAUCAUCUCACGUGCAUGUGAAAUGGCUGCUGACUCGAGGGAUGGCGGCAUAACUACUGGCGGGGGAUCAGGUGGUGACGAGAGGGAAGCUGAUGGUCCUCCAACCCCAAAAAUAAGUCGCGUAGAAGGAGCUGGGAACAAUGUUGGCACCUCAAGGGGGGCAUCAACUUGCGGUGUGUCUGGUAAUGAUGAAGGUCAGAAACAAGUUAGACAAGAGAUUUUUCAGUACCUGGCCGAGCCGCUCCUCCAAGGUACACCUGAUCUCUUCCAGUACUGGAGCUCAGUGAUUAAUGAGAAGUUCCCUAAGUUGGCUCGGCUGGCACUUUGGCUGCUAGCAGUGCCCGCUGUGGGCAUACGUAGCGAGUGUGUCACUGUUUGUGAGCAGAGCCUGACUAUGAAGAGGAGGCAGCAGGUAACUGCUGAGGAAAUGAACAAACUUAUCUUCCUUCGGUCCAACAUGGGCUAGAAGAGUUACCCAACCAAUCCUAACCAAACCUUCACCUCCAACCAAUGACUCAAGACUAUUUAUAUACCGUAGGUUUAGACCAAGUGUAAACUUUAAUGUGUGUGGAUUCUGAGUAUUUGAUGCAGAUAUUUACAGGUUAAAUCACAAUGUGUGGGUUGCAGACAUCCAUAAACCAAGAAGGUUUAUUCAGUAUUGCACAUGAAGGUAAAAUGGUCAUACAGUACAAGUCAUAGGGGUGGAACUGUAAGUCUUUAAAAA